AUGUGUCACCCCAUCCUCGCUUCGUUGAUCGACAGCCCAAUCACCUCGUUUCUCCUCGCCACCGUCACCAACCCGCAGCUGCUCUACCACGGCCUCGACGCCGUCCCGCAGCGCCGCCAGCAUCCUCUCCUCCACGGACCCUUUCGCAUCUCCAUCCCGGUCCCGAGCUGGCAGGUUCCGCUGGGCAGAAUUGCAGCUCUCUGCGUUCUUGAACGGCCGAACCCCCCGUAUCUCUUCGAUGUGGAGAUAUUCGACCGCAAGAGUGGGAACGGCUGCGUUGCACGGGACCGGGCGACGACGAUGAUCUUCGAAUUGAUGUGCGUCAUCUUCAUGACUCCCAGCACCAGGCUCCUCACCAAGGCCGUGGCUUUCGUUAUGAAUGAUCAGAGCAUCACCGACGCAAUCGUUGGCGAGCUCACGCGAGAUUUACUUGAAACACGGGAAGGAGUGCUGGCUUUUGCUCAUGCGUCGGUGGAAGAGUACUUGCAGAACACAUAUCCGUCCGAGUAUGCCAAGGAGGACUGCAUCGCCCUGGUCGCUCGGAUCUACCUCCAGUACAUGUCUCUCCACCCCGAGGCUACUUUCAAGCAAGACCUGGAGCAUGAUGAGCUUCUUUCGGACUGCUUCCACUACUGCGGGGAGCACUGCGCUCGCUUGGAGAAGGAGGACCUGAGAACGACUCGGCGUGUCUGCUGA
Messenger RNA from Cordyceps fumosorosea ARSEF 2679, 696 nucleotides. RefSeq lists its product as hypothetical. Bases 1 to 696 code for a protein of 231 amino acids. The record is from RefSeq and is a predicted model, not a curated record. Lineage: Eukaryota; Fungi; Ascomycota; Sordariomycetes; Hypocreales; Cordycipitaceae. The transcript is spliced from 3 exons.